Aplysia californica (California sea hare) is the source of this 1052-nucleotide messenger RNA. RefSeq names its product very low-density lipoprotein receptor. The record is from RefSeq and is a predicted model, not a curated record. Lineage: Eukaryota; Metazoa; Mollusca; Gastropoda; Aplysiida; Aplysiidae. Gene Ontology annotation, molecular function: protein binding. Gene Ontology annotation, cellular component: plasma membrane.
AUGUAUCAGCCACAAGCGUGUGUGUGACGGCACUGCCGACUGUCUCGACUGGUCUGAUGAGGCCAACUGUCUGGAGUUUGAAUGCUUGGCGGGCACCACCCACUGCGUAGGUGGCCACUUGGAGUGCAUCCCAGAAUCCUACAGAUGUGACGGCGAAUUCGACUGCCACGACAAAUCGGACGAAGCCAACUGCCCACAAGACCACACAUCUUGCUUCUCUUUCCAGUUCCACUGCACAUCCGGAAGCCGCGGCUGCGUCCCUCAAUCCUACAAGUGUGAUGGAGACAAAGAUUGCACGGACGGAAGUGACGAAGCCGGAUGUUCAUGCGCCAGCAACCAAUUCCAGUGUGCCAAUGGUGGCUGUGUACCGUCCUCUUGGAAGUGUGACGGCGAUGACGACUGUGGUGACCUCAGUGACGAGACAGGCAACUGCCCCGAGGCCCCCGACUACCAGUGCGACGACGUGCUCACCGCCGUCGACUGCAUGUUGAUGAACCAAACCUCUCACCCGAUCUGUGAAGUGGCCGCCGAUGGACACAGACUCUGCCGUAAAUUCUGCGGCGUCUGCAGCAGCAACUAAGUGUCCAAGCCACUACUACUACUACUACUAGAAUGUAUGGCGCAUUCGUACAGUGGAGUCCGCUUAAACCGAACACGGUUCAUCCGAAAACAGCGGUUAAACCGAAAGGAAAUAGAAUCCACUGUUUUUUAAUGUUGUUUUUGAGUGUGCGCGCGUGUUUGAUUUUUUAUUUCUCUUCGCUAUUUCAGCAAUCUUUCUAAACCGAAAACUCGGAUUGACCGAAAUAAAUCAGACGGUGCCGUGAAUUUCGGUUAAUGCGGACUCUACUGUGCCUAUCCACCAAGAUCUCAUAUCAUUGUAGCAAAAUAUUAAAAGCUGCAGCAAGCGAAACAAUACGAGGGGACUGCAGUACGCAAUGAUAAUGAUUUUCAUGAUCGAAAAAAAAAAGCAGACUUUACGUUUAUGAUGCCAGAUAUGAUGGCAAAUGAUGAUCUAACAAGAAAUUACACGAAGAACCUCGUUUUCCAUCCGA